Cephus cinctus (wheat stem sawfly) is the source of this 1741-nucleotide messenger RNA. RefSeq lists its product as uncharacterized. The coding region runs from base 428 to 778 and encodes 116 amino acids. The transcript is spliced from 6 exons. The record is from RefSeq and is a predicted model, not a curated record. Gene Ontology annotation, molecular function: odorant binding. Gene Ontology annotation, biological process: sensory perception of smell. NCBI's taxonomy places the organism in Eukaryota, Metazoa, Arthropoda, Insecta, Hymenoptera, Cephidae.
GUCGGAUGCAAUUAACCAUUAUUUCGCUGGAAAAAAAAAAAGAUUGAUAAAGAAAAUUUUCAAAAUCAACGUAAUUCUCGAUUUUACGUCACGAGGCAAUAACAGUGACUGCCGCCAAGUCGCGAAUCGUUAGACGACGUUAUCCAUCGGUAAAUCUCGCACGAUGACGAAAUAAGAUGAGCUAUUACGUGUAGGUACAAUGUCAUUCUCGUGUUACGUGAAUGGUCCUGAUAUCUCGAGAGAUCAUCUCGCAGAUCGACUUCCGGUAACUGGUGUUAACCAUUGUGUGCAUUCAGGCUGUAUUUGGUAUAAAUGCAACGACGUGUCUGCAGUCGGUGCAUAGCGGUGCAGUACAGUGCAUACUACGGUGCAUCCUACUGUUUCGAUUUUACGAACCCUUACAGGCGACCCUUACCGAAAAUUCGCAAUGAGGCUGUCGAUCGGAUUGCUUGGAUUGCUGCUGACGGCGCUCGUCGCAGCAGCCAAGGAGGAUAAAACGGAUGUGAAGAUAAAGGAAGCAUACGCGGAUUGCGCGAAGGAGCUGGGGAUGGAUAUGGAAAAAUUGAAAUCACGCGGUUUCAGUCAAGAGCGCGACAAGGAGCACGACUGUUUAGAUGCCUGUGCACUGCGUGAGCUCGGUGUAAUGGAAUCCGGAAAGCUGUCAAAGGAGGUCAUGGUCAAGAUGAUUGAAGAAACCAUAGAGAACGAGCACGAGGAGAAACGCACGGAAUUAUUAAAAAUCACAAACGCCUGUGUAGACGACGGUUUUUCUAGUUAAUGUUACGUCCUGCGUGGGGAAUGAUGAUCGCAUGAUCGUCGAUCGACUUCAAGGCUCUUCCGCGACUUGAAGCCACUCUUGAUACGUUCACUGAAGUGUGUUCCGGGAAGAGAGAGUAAAUCUUGGGGCGCUGAAUCAGUUCCUGGGAUCACGAGGUAUCUUUAGAGAUGCUUGCUGAGAUAUGACUAGACUGUUUUCGUCGUGUCAUCCGGAUGGACAAUGCUCGUGAUACUGGUUCGGACUUUGCCAGUGAGGAAUAUAAAUUUAGGAUACCUGGACGCAAGAUGCAUAGAUUCCCAGGUACUCCGGUCUCAUGGAGAGCUGUGAAGGUGAUAAAACAGAAACGUCAUUGACUAAGUAGAACAGUCAACGACGCAGAUCAUUUGGCAGAUUUAAAUCUGUCAUCGGGAAGAGACAUGCGCUGUGCUUUGAAAAUUCGAAUUGGAUGCGAGGGAGUUGGCAAUCGAGACACAUGGUCGAGCAGCUUUGGAGCAGUGACCGAGGAAAUAAUGAAAUUGUAUAUUAGUUAAAGUUACUGACAUUGGGAAAAGUGGACUCACCUUUGUUGUGUUUUCUCUUUUCUCAAGGCGCGCCGCAGGGCCUCUCUUCCCAAAAUCCAAUCAGGCAGAUGACACUCCGCGUGUUUAUGCCUUUCUGGUUACUUCGUAAGAAGACACUUUCUCUCUCACAACUUGGGAUAACGUAAGAACGCGUCACAGCACCAUAAUUAUUCGAUUCACUUUAUUCACGCACCUAAAAUCACGGAAAAAACGCGACGCGACACAUCGUCACCUGUUGCUCAGCCAAGAGACUGGAAUGUGUUGCGGCUUAAGAGUGACUAUGACCUGCGGACGACAGUGGCGACAUCCGUCGGACAAUUCUAGUACUUGUCAUGUAGAAACUUGCAAGUUCAAACUCGUUUUUUCUUAUGCAUGCUUUGUAUGAAAUUAAAUCAAGGAGAAG